This is a messenger RNA of Hymenoscyphus albidus, 2100 nucleotides long. The record is from the annotation of a GenBank genome assembly. NCBI's taxonomy places the organism in Eukaryota, Fungi, Ascomycota, Leotiomycetes, Helotiales, Helotiaceae.
AUGAUUCCCAAAUUCCUUUCAUUUGCCGCUGGCGCCCUCGCCCUCCAACUAUUACCACCACCGUUGGAUAUCCUAUCUCCUUCAUCCAAUAAUUCGUUGCCAGGCAUUGAAGUGAGUAAGCUGCCUCAAACCAUUUAUCUCACUAAGAGACUCGCCUCGCAACGGGAUUCCGAGGGUUUGACACUCAUCCCACCGUCAGGGAAAGAAUUUGUGGAGAUAUUUCGCGAUGAAUUGUUAAGCAUCACCGAGAAAUACUGGACGAUGAAGGUGACCGAAAAUUUGGCAUUGAAUAAGUCCGGGAUCUUUCUAGAUUAUGAUCCAAAACUUUCGGCCUCUUUGAAGUACGAAAAUGGUUGUCCAACAGAAGAAGGGUACGAGUUUGAAGUUACCAAGGGCAAUGUAUUCAUCACUGGAUCUGGUGCUCGAGGGGCAUGGUGGGGAACCAGAACAUUUCUACAGCAGUUGCUGUUGUCAAAUUUGACGUAUCUGCCGGAAAUGAAAAUCAGCGACGCACCUGCUUACGCGACAAGAGGUUAUAUGUUGGAUGCUGGCCGGAAGUGGUAUUCGCCUGAUUUUCUCAAAGAACUCUGCACGUACGCUUCUUUCUUCAAGAUGUCAGAGUUUCAUUAUCACACGAGUGAUAAUUACCCGCUUAAUCGAGGGCGCAAUGCAACAUGGAAUCUUGUUCACGCUCAAUUUUCACUUCAUCCUGAGAAUCCAAACUUGCAUGGACUCGUACAGAGACCAAAUGAGACUCUCAGCAGAGCAGAUUUUGAGGACUUACAACACCACUGCGCUCGUCACGGAGUUACAGUGAUCCCUGAAAUAGAAGCACCGGGACAUUGUUUGACAAUCACAAAAUGGAAGCCUGAAUUGGCACUUCCGAAGAAAGAUCUUUUGAAUCUUACACAUCCAGACAGCAUCCCUACCAUCAAGUCGAUUUGGUCUGAAUUCCUUCCUUGGUUUCAUACCAAGGAAGUCCAUAUCGGUGCUGAUGAGUACGAUGCAACAUUAGCUGAUGAUUACAUCAACUUUGUCAACGAAAUGUCAUCAUUCGUCAAUGAGACAUCGGGAAAGAAGAUCAGAAUAUGGGGCACUCACGAGCCAUCUGAAAACCUGACAAUCUCAAAGAACAUAAUCGUUCAGCAUUGGCAAUAUGGACAGUCAGACCCCGUUCUACUUCAAGAUGGAGGCUACGAGUUAAUAAACUCGCAGGACUGGUGGGCGUAUAUGUCCUUGAAAAACGACCAUACACCAAUCAAUCCCGCUCCUUACACACAAUUCUUUAACGAAACCAGAACACUGAAUUUUGCCAACCAGCCCGGUUGGCAAUGGCAACCGGCUCUUUUCAAUCAGGUCAAUAUCAGUAUGCAAUUGCCUCCGGGAGCUAGUGGAAAUAAAGGAGCAAUUAUGGCCGCGUGGAACGACAAUGGCCCAGAUGCAACUACACAGUUGGAAGCUUAUUAUGCUAUGAGACGAGGAAUACCUUUGGUUGGUGCUCGCGCAUGGAGUGGGAAGAAUGGCCCGGCUUUAGAUGCUGAGACCGUUGUGAACUCGAUUGAUUUUCUCUCAGCAAAUGCCCCAGCGCAGAAUCUUGACAGAAAAAGCGAGUUUGUCUCAUGGACUAGAUCGGCUGAAGCUGAUCCAGUAAUUUUGGCAUAUGGUAGUAAAGGAAUGAACUAUACACUCAGUCUCUCAGUGACUGGCCCCUUUACUCUCGCUUCUGAUGAUGUCAUCUUGAGUCUUUCGAAUUGUGGAUCCCUGAUAUUCAAUUCAGAUGGCUAUGAGUACCCAUUGAGGUCUGUCUCCGAGACUGAUGGCUUUGACGCUGGACAUCCGGGUCGCAUAUGGAGCAAUGCAACCACAUCAACACAUGAAGUUGUAAAUGUUCAAGUGCCUGCUGAAAUCACAAUCACAGGCGAUGUGAUUGGUGGGAGCCGAGUAUGGGUAAAUGGAACUUUUAAGGGCCGUUUUGAGGUUUUCGUGUUUGGAGGUCGAAAUACACUGUUCAGCUGGAGUCAGAUAGCUUUUGUCGCACCUCUAGAAACUGUUCAGGGUGGGAUCUCAAGGAUAUCAUUGGAAGAUGGAAAUAUUUCGUGA